Pediculus humanus corporis (human body louse) is the source of this 822-nucleotide messenger RNA. RefSeq lists its product as uncharacterized. The transcript has 6 exons. The coding region runs from base 1 to 822 and encodes 273 amino acids. The record is from RefSeq and is a predicted model, not a curated record. NCBI's taxonomy places the organism in Eukaryota, Metazoa, Arthropoda, Insecta, Psocodea, Pediculidae.
AUGACGUCACGGACACGUGAAGGAGCAGCACCGAUAUUUGAUCGUCCGGAUAUUAUUGUUAACACGUCAAAAUAUGAGGAUGAACAAAAUUCUAGUUCGUUUUCCCGUUCAGGGAGGCCAGAAUACGAAGGACGAAGUCUUAGCUACGAUAGAACCGGAGAUUAUCACGUUAAAAAACACGAAACGUACAACAGCAGAGGAGAAGAUAGGGAAAGAGAUCAUCGCGUUAGGGAUAGGAAAAGAACAUCGAGGGACGUGAACAGAGAGAGAGGGAUGAGAAAUAACAGGAGCAGAAUGAGAAUGGAUCCGGAUAAUUUUAGAAAUACUUCGAGAGAUAGUUACAGGGAAAGAACGAGAGAUAGCGAAGAAGAUAGAUAUAGAGAAAAGAGUAGAUCACGGCAGAGGAUGUCGAACAGCAACGCUCACAGUAAUAAAUUUACACCGACUGAAACUAGCGUGCAAGAUUCGAGCAGACGAUAUUCGGAUCCGACGGCGAGUUAUUUCAAUUCGGGGCCACGAUACGAAGUCGAACCCCGUGGUGAAAAUUUUUCAAAUUAUUUCAACAGCAACAACAGGCGAAACAAUGGCGGCAACCACAGCGCUCGGGGCCGAGGUAACCUUGUUCGUCCGAUAAUGAAUCGUCCUUUUUUACAUCAUACGGAAUUCGGAACGAUGAGGCCCGUGCCGCCGGGAGCGUUUCGGGGACCGGCUCCCAUGGGCCCGAGAUUAGCUGUCCCUGGAAGGCGGGUACUUCCACGAAUGUUUCCACCGGUAAUACAAGUAAUAACACCGUUAAGACCUCCUGGUAUACCAUUUCUCUAA